Molecule: messenger RNA, 686 nt
Organism: Nycticebus coucang (slow loris)
Lineage: Eukaryota; Metazoa; Chordata; Mammalia; Primates; Lorisidae
Product: CWF19-like protein 2
Exons: 1
Coding region: 1-390 (129 amino acids)
Biological process (GO): mRNA splicing, via spliceosome
Cellular component (GO): post-mRNA release spliceosomal complex
Source: RefSeq, a predicted model, not a curated record
AUGGUUUAUGAAUGUAUUCCUCUCCCAAAGGAGGUGGGAGAUAUGGCUCCUAUCUAUUUUAAGAAAGCCAUAAUGGAAUCUGAUGAAGAAUGGUCCAUGAAUAAGAAGUUGAUUGAUCUCUCUUCAAAAGACAUCAGGAAGUCUGUUCCCAAAGGCUUACCUUAUUUCUCUGUGGAUUUUGGCCUCCGAGGAGGGUUUGCCCAUGUCAUUGAAGAUCAGCACAAAUUUCCUCCAUACUUUGGAAAGGAAAUCAUUGGUGGGAUGUUGGAUAUAGAACCAAGACUUUGGAGGAAAGGAAUCCGAGAAAGCUUUGAGGAUCAGAGGAAGAAGGCGCUACAGUUUGCUCAGUGGUGGAAACCAUAUGACUUCACCAAAAGUAAAAAAUGUUGAGGCCUAACUUUCAUUUUUAAUUUUCUCUUCAGAUCCUGUUCAGUUUUAUUUCCAUUAUAUAUCACUAAACACUUGACCCUCGGAUCAUAGAAAGAGAUUGACAGCAGCAGACUGCUCUGGGUUCCUGACAACUCAUGCAGUUGUAGUGUUUUCUUCCCCACCUGCUCCUAAAGACUUCAUUCAUUUCACUGACUUCCACAUGUGUCUGUGUAUGUGUACAUUGGACGGCCUGCUCACAUUCCUGGUCUGUCCAUACUUGGUGUUCUGAACUAGUCAGUUAAUUUAGAAAAGGGCUU